CCACUUUUAACGAACUUGUGGCAAAAUGGCAGCAAUAUAAUAAAAAAAGAGAGAGAAAACAUCUCGUUAAAACUAACACUAGCAUAACGGGAAGUGUUGGUUUUCCCCACCCUGGUGACGUGGCUUGAACGCACCAUAACCAUGAGGGGAUAAACAAAAUGAAAGGCAGCUUAUAAACAUCUCUGCUGCUCUCAGCACACUCACACUCUUCAAACUCCUUAAUACAACACAGAGCUGAGCCAUGGAGAACAUCCAAAUCCGGAAGUAUCGGGAUGAAGACGCCGAGGCCGUGAAGGAGAUCUUCACCCUGGGGAUGAGCGAGCACGUGCCUUCGUCCUUCAUGCACCUCCUGAAACAGCCUCUGACCCAGAUGGUGCUCAUGAUCACGUUCUGCGCCCUCUUGACCAGCUCCAAAUCCUUCCUGCUGCCCAUCCUCGCCGUCACCCUCCUCCUGGCCGCGUCCCGGCAGUUUGUCGCCUACAUGUUCAACAGAUACAUCGACACGUCCCUCAAGAAGGACCUCAACAGCAUCGGCGACACCUACCUGAAGCAGAAGGACUCGUUUUUUUGGGUGGCGGAAAGCGAGGGUCAGGUGGUCGGCACGGUGGCUUGCCUUCCUGCGGAGAGGGCGCCCGAGUGCUUGGAGCUGAAACGCAUGUCGGUGCGCCGCAGCCACCGCGGGAUGGGCAUCGCUAAGGCUCUGUGUCGGACAGUGGUGGACUUCACCCGUGAAAGAGGUUACCCGGCAGUCGUCUUGUACACCUCUGUGGUCCAGACUGACGCUCAGAAGCUGUACGAGCACAUGGGUUACGAGAAGAUUCGGGAGUUUGUCGUGCCUGAGCUUGUGGCCAAAGUCAUGAACUUCACUCUCUUUGAGUACAGAUUUUGUAUAAAGAAAGACGGGAAGAGCGAUUGAAUGUCUCACAUGAAGACUGUGUAGCAUUUGAUGCAUUAGCAUAACCAUCCAUCCAGUUUUAUAAUAUAUUACUAUGAUUUUUUCACUGUGCAUUUAAGGCAACCAAAGACUCGGGAAAAGGUGAGGUAUCUGUACCACGAAGCAGGUUCAGCUUAUUCUGGUUCUCUUCUCUUUCAUUGAGCUUAAUAUCAACCGUCCUGGAUAACCGGUAUCACGAAGCUGACUCAACUAGCUCACUCAUAUCUGGGUUUUUACUGUCUGAGUACAAACACGUUCUUCAUGUUAAAGCUGCUAAUUACAGUUUGUGUGUUUGUGGAUUAUUGUUCCAGUAACCGAAAAGACAACAGAGGGUUUUGUUUUAAUUCCAGUUAUCAUCACAAAGUCGCCUCGUUAUUAUACGCUCAUCUACAGUGAUGUAAGCAGAGUAAACUUUGCACAGUUAAAAUGCAGAUAAUCAUCAUUAUGUGUUCGGUUAAUUUAAUUAUCUCUCCAUUUGUAAGAAGCUCUGUUUUAAAAAAAAGGGAUUCUUCUGACCUAUAUAAAAAAAAAAGAAGAUACUUUAUUGCAAAUUCAAGUCUUCUCUAGGAACAACAACACUUCAUUUCCCCCAAUGAUCUGAUUGGUCACUGGUCUGGUUGUUGUGGUCAGGUCAGCAUAGGUUACCAUGGUGAUUUAUGGUGUUUUUUUAUAUACCGUUAAAAGUGAGCCAGCUGCGUGAUGCCGUAAAACUCGAUUUAAGCCCAAAGAUAACUGGUUAACACUCUGAUCUCGCUUCGUGUUUCAGGCCUCAGGUGACAGGACCCACAUAAAGAACUGUUUACUAAACACACUUUCAGUAAUAUGCAUGUUUUCUCUUUACACACACACACACACAGAGGACAGACUGAUCAUUCCUAACCGUUUUCUCAUAAAACUUUUGUGUUUUUUUGUUUGUUUUAUAGCUGAUUACAUGUGAUAUUAGGGUAGACUACGCCACUAUGUCCAUGAUCAUACUGUUUCUUUUGAUUUAAAACCUGUUUAAAUUCAUUACAUUAUUUAAUUUUUGUAAUCUAUUUAAUUCAUGUCUACAGGAUACUUAGAAUAAACUGACAGAUAUGAACUUU
Molecule: messenger RNA, 2019 nt
Organism: Scomber scombrus (Atlantic mackerel)
Lineage: Eukaryota; Metazoa; Chordata; Actinopteri; Scombriformes; Scombridae
Product: probable N-acetyltransferase camello
Exons: 2
Coding region: 242-916 (224 amino acids)
Molecular function (GO): N-acetyltransferase activity
Source: RefSeq, a predicted model, not a curated record